CUUCUGUUUCUCUCAGGGCAUCAACGUCAACAAUCUGCCAGAUUGCUGCGCGUACUGCUGAAUUACUGUCAUAACGUUUUGGUUCUUCAUGUUGAUUAGUUUUGGCAGCUGAACCUCGCAGACCGACGGCGACAGCCUCAAAGUCACUGAAGGUGACAGCCUGCGCGCCACCAGCAUUCCUUUCUUCGACUUUUCCUUCCCUCGACCUCGACAUAACUCGUAAUAUAACAGCACCGGCUUCUCACAUACACAAUGGCGGAAUACGAAGAGGGUUACGAGUACGAUGACUUCGCGGAUGAGGAAGAAGAGGAUACCAAUAUUUCGGCCGAGGAUUGCUGGAUGGUCAUUCAGUCCUUCUUCGAAUCCAAGGGUUUGGUCUCUCAACAACUCGAUUCUUUCGAUGAAUUCGUCUCCACGACUAUGCAAGAGCUUGUUGAGGAGAACUCGCAACUCACGCUUGAUCAGAAUUCCCCUCCAUCCUCAGAUGAUAAUCCCAUCGCCCUCCGACGAUAUGAGAUCAAAUUUGGCACCGUCCUGCUGUCGCGACCAGCUAUGACUGAAGGCGAUGGCAGUACGCAAGUUAUGCUUCCACAAGAGGCUCGACUGCGAAAUCUUACCUACUCGAGUCCGCUGUACCUGGAGAUGACCAAGAAAGUCUCCGUGGCUGUUGAACGACCUGUUCCUCUGAACGAGCUCGAUGAAGAACAGCAAGAGGAGAUGCAGCGCACUAAUGUACAUCCUACGCGCUUGAUAUGGGAAGACGAGGAUGGCAAUGGAAUGGAAGGUGACAAAGAUGAGAGAGCUCCCGAUCGAGUCUUUAUCGGAAAGUUGCCUAUCAUGUUGAAGUCGAAAUACUGCAUAUUGAAGGACCUCGACGAGGAUGAUCUCUAUGCCUGGAACGAAUGCCCUUACGACCAAGGUGGAUACUUUAUCAUCAACGGUUCUGAGAAGGUCUUGAUCGCCCAGGAGCGUAGUGCCGCGAACAUUGUUCAGGUCUUCAAGAAAUCAUUACCGAGUCCUACCCCAUACAUCGCCGAGAUCCGCAGCGCCCUCGAGAAAGGUUCUCGGCUUAUUUCUUCCAUGACCAUCAAACUUUUCGCUAAGGGGGACGGUCAACGAGGUGGCUUCGGCCAAACAAUCAAAUCGACACUACCCUAUAUCAAGAGCGAUGUUCCAAUCGCAAUAGUCUUCCGUGCAUUGGGCGUCGUCUCAGAUGAAGACAUCUUGAACCACAUUUGCUACGAUCGAAGCGACUCUGUUAUGCUAGAGAUGCUCAAGCCCUGUAUCGAAGAAGCUUUUGUCAUCCAGGAUCGAGAGGUUGCGUUGGAUUUCAUUGGUAAGCGUGGCAACAGCCAAAGUCUUACGCGUGACAAGCGCAUCAAAUACGCCCGAGAUAUUAUGCAGAAGGAAUUGUUGCCCCAUAUCUCACAGGCAGAGGGUAGCGAGACUAGAAAGGCUUUCUUCUUGGGCUAUAUGGUACACAAGAUGUUGCAAUGUGCUCUUGGUCGCCGAGAAACCGAUGAUCGAGAUCACUUCGGAAAGAAGCGCUUGGAUCUGGCUGGUCCUUUGCUGGCAAAACUCUUCCGAGCCCUCUUCAAGAGAUUGACUUCAGAUGUCCAGAAGUACCUCGCUCGUUGCGUUGAGAACAACCGCGAAUUCAAUCUGACUCUCGGAGUGAAGGCGACCACGAUCACCAAUGGCCUUAAAUACUCCUUGGCCACCGGAAAUUGGGGAGAUCAAAAGAAGGCUGCUAGCUCGACUGCUGGUGUGUCUCAAGUGUUGAACAGAUAUACUUUUGCUUCGACACUUUCCCAUCUUCGUCGCACCAACACUCCUAUCGGACGUGAUGGUAAGAUUGCCAAGCCCAGACAAUUGCACAACACACAUUGGGGAUUGGUCUGCCCUGCCGAAACUCCUGAAGGUCAAGCUUGUGGUCUCGUCAAGAACCUGGCUCUCAUGUGCUAUGUCACCGUCGGUACUCCCAGCGAACCUAUCAUUGAAUUCAUGAUUCAGAGAAACAUGGAGGUCUUGGAAGAAUAUGAGCCUCUACGUUCUCCCAACGCUACCAAGGUCUUCGUUAAUGGUGUAUGGGUUGGUGUGCAUCGUGACCCUGGGCAUUUGGUCAAGACUGUACAGCAUCUUCGUCGAUCUCAUUUGAUCUCCCACGAAGUGUCUCUGAUUCGAGAUAUUCGCGACAGAGAAUUCAAGAUCUUUACAGAUGCUGGUAGAGUGUGCAGACCUUUGUUCGUGGUCGACAACGACGUCGAUAGUGCUAACAAGGGCAACUUGGUCUUAACUAAGGACCACAUUCAUCGCCUUGAACAAGAUCAGUCAACACAAGGCAUGGAUCAGGCUUCACGCGAUUCAAAUGGCUACUUUGGAUUCCAAGGUCUUAUUGAUAAUGGUGUGGUAGAAUAUGUGGAUGCAGAGGAAGAGGAGACAAUCAUGAUUGUUAUGACACCCGAAGAUUUGGACAUCUCACGGCAAUUGCAAGCCGGGUACCAGUUUGCCCCGGAAGAGAACCCCGAUCUCAACAAGCGUGUGAAGGCUCCGAUGAAUCCUACAGCACACAUCUGGACACAUUGUGAGAUUCAUCCUAGUAUGAUAUUGGGCAUUUGCGCCAGUAUCAUUCCAUUUCCUGAUCACAAUCAGUCUCCUCGUAACACCUAUCAAUCAGCUAUGGGUAAGCAAGCUAUGGGAGUCUUCCUCACCAAUUUCGAUCAACGCAUGGAUACUAUGGCAAACAUCCUAUACUACCCUCAAAAACCCCUUGCUACUACCCGUUCCAUGGAAUUCUUGAAAUUCCGAGAACUGCCUGCUGGUCAAAAUGCCAUUGUGGCCAUCGCCUGUUACUCGGGUUACAACCAAGAAGAUUCCGUGAUCAUGAACCAGAGUAGUAUUGAUCGUGGCCUCUUCCGCAGUUUAUUCUUCCGUGCUUACACGGAUCAAGAGAAGCGAAUUGGUAUGAACGUCGUCGAGCAGUUCGAGAAGCCUUUCAGGUCCGAUACACUCAGACUGAAGCAUGGUACAUAUGACAAGCUCGAUGAUGAUGGAAUUGUUGCCCCUGGCGUCCGUGUGUCUGGAGAGGACAUCAUCAUCGGAAAGACUGCUCCUAUCCCCCCUGAUGCCGAGGAGAUGGGCCAGCGCACAAAAGCUCACAUCAAGCGUGAUGCUUCCACCCCACUUCGAAGCACCGAAAAUGGAAUCGUUGACCAGGUGUUGAUCACAACCAAUGCCGAGGGUCUCCGCUUUGUUAAGGUCCGUAUGCGUACAACCAAGAUUCCUCAGAUUGGAGAUAAAUUUGCCUCUCGUCACGGACAAAAGGGUACCAUUGGUAUCACAUAUAGACACGAGGAUAUGCCGUUCACCAGACAAGGUAUUGUGCCUGACUUGAUUAUCAAUCCUCACGCUAUUCCGUCGCGUAUGACCAUUGCCCAUUUGAUUGAAUGCCAAUUGAGCAAGGUUGGAACUCUCCGAGGUCUUGAGGGUGACGCAACUCCUUUCACUGAGGUGACCGUCGACUCCGUCUCUAAACUCUUGCGAGCUCAUGGAUAUCAAUCUCGUGGCUUCGAGAUCAUGUAUCACGGCCAUACUGGUAGGAAGCUCAUGGCACAGGUAUUCUUGGGUCCCACAUACUACCAACGUCUUCGCCACAUGGUCGAUGAUAAGAUCCAUGCUCGAGCUAGAGGACCGCUUCAGAUCUUGACUCGUCAACCAGUGGAAGGUCGUGCACGAGAUGGUGGUUUGCGAUUUGGAGAAAUGGAGCGUGAUUGCAUGAUUUCUCACGGAGCUGCUGCCUUCUUGAAGGAGAGAUUGUUUGAGGUCUCGGAUGCCUUCAGAGUCCAUGUGUGUGACAUCUGUGGACUGAUGACUCCGAUUGCCAAACUAUCCACUCAAUCUUUCGAGUGUCGACCCUGCAAGAAUAAGACGAAGAUCUCUCAGAUUCACAUCCCAUAUGCUGCAAAGUUGCUGUUCCAGGAACUAGCAUCUAUGAACAUCGCAUCUAGAAUGUUUACCCAGAGAUCUGGUAUUUCAGUUCGCUGAAAACCGAGAGGGGAGAGGUGAGAAUGUACAGGAAAUGGGGUUGCGCGGUGGUGGUCUUUGCAUAUCACGGCGUUUGGGAUGGAGCAAGACUGCCUCAAAAUGGAUGACUGCAUAUUUGGUUGCGUUCGUUUGCGGCGGAGAAAAGGGACAAGCGAGAUUUGGGAUGCGUGAGACCCUAAUGUACCAUAUCUAGAUUUCGGGGGAGAUCAUACAGAUGAGCUAAUGACAGAAUGACCAUUCUAUCAGC
Molecule: messenger RNA, 4291 nt
Organism: Mollisia scopiformis
Lineage: Eukaryota; Fungi; Ascomycota; Leotiomycetes; Helotiales; Mollisiaceae
Product: DNA-directed RNA polymerase II subunit RPB2
Exons: 3
Coding region: 253-4044 (1263 amino acids)
Biological process (GO): DNA-templated transcription
Cellular component (GO): RNA polymerase II, core complex
Molecular function (GO): ribonucleoside binding; DNA-directed RNA polymerase activity; DNA binding
Source: RefSeq, a predicted model, not a curated record